AUGAUUACACAAUACACUCCCGAGGUCAAUCAUGACACAAAGGUCAUUACCAAUAAUAACGAUGAGGAAGCUAGUAGCCCGGUAACCAUCACACCGGAAAUGACCACUUGUUGCGAAAUUAAAGUUCCUCAACGCAACAAUCCAAAAGCAAAGCCUUUACGUUUUGUCGUUGUUUCCGACACUCAUUUAAAUCAUGAGACGGUGGAGAUGCAUCAAUAUACAGGCGAUGUUUUGAUUCAUUGUGGAGAUUUUACGAAUAAGGGAACCAAAGGAGAAGUGGAUUUGUUUUUUCAAUAUUUAUUGGAUCAAUGCGAUGGAAAGUUUAAAUACAUCAUCAUGAUUGUGGGCAAUCAUGAAUGGGCUCCAGAUAUAGUUGUAAGAGUCAGAUUUAACAAGUUUUUCAAAGAAAAGAAGGUCAAAUCAAGUUAUCAUCUUUUACUGGAUGAACAUGUAACGAUAUUGGAUGACAACAAUCAAAAGAUAAAGAUUUUUGGAAGCAGAUUUAGAGCAUCGUGGAGGUUUCCACCAUUGAUGAGAGACUCCCUUAGGAAGUCAUCCUUUCAAAUAUCCAAAGACAUUGACAUGUUAUUAACACAUUUUCCACCUUGUAAGAAUGGACUCGAUAUUGCACACGAUGAUGUUUCAAGAGGAUCUCCCCAAUUAACAGACAUGCUCGAUUCUAAUUAUUUUGAGAAUUUAAAGAUUCAUUGUUUUGGUCAUAAUCAUUGCACACGAGGUCAUCAUUAUGAAGAAAAGACUGAUCGAAUGUUUGUCAAUGCAGCAUCAACACUUAGUAAGAAAAAAAAGAUUGUUGCCAAGCCUUACAUUUUUGACUUUUGA
Naegleria lovaniensis is the source of this 840-nucleotide messenger RNA. RefSeq lists its product as uncharacterized. The transcript has 2 exons. Bases 1 to 840 code for a protein of 279 amino acids. Gene Ontology annotation, molecular function: hydrolase activity. Lineage: Eukaryota; Heterolobosea; Eutetramitea; Acrasida; Naegleriidae. The record is from RefSeq and is a predicted model, not a curated record.